AUGCUGGAUGAUGGCAUUCGUGCGCGAUGUCCGGCAGAGGCCGAUCCCUACAGACGGAAGACAGCACUGCUGAUUUUUCUCAGGGACCUUGCUUUUUCCAACAGAAUUGGUCCUCUGAAUUGUGAGAUUGUAUCUUUCCCCACAGGACUCAAUAGACUUCUUAAUGACAAAGACAAAAAGCAGCUGUCCACCUUAUUCUCUGAGCCGACUCAGCUCUUCCAGGGAAGAAGGUUGCUCCUCCAUGGCCUGGACGUUCUCCAAGUGCCUCCUAGGGUCCUUUUCUGCCAUGGAGACAUUAGGUGGAAGAGCCCCUACUCCGGAGAGGAGAAGCUCUCAGUCUACCCCCAAGCCUCAUCUGCCACCUUCUCCAGCUACCACUGGGCUGCCCGGAAGAGAGCAGCAUGGUCAGAACAGCACAGCAGCCCAUCAAGAAGCCCGGAGGUGAUCCGAGAGCUACCCGACUUCAUAGCCUUGGCCUCAGUGGCCGGAGGAAACUCCUCUCGGACCUCAGCCUGGAGUUUGAGGCUCUUGGAGGCGCCUUGGAGGGGAUGGAGUUCAACUCACCUUCCAGUCCCGGACACCUCGCUCAUGGUAAGAUACACAACUGAUUUCUACAGAAAGGAAUCAAAGGCGAUGUGGGUAUCUCUCUGCUUCUCCCAUUGCUCAGUUGGCAAAGAUGUUAACCAAUUCCGGGGACUUGGGAGCCAGCUGAGGUGGAAGGGAUCUAGAGUCAGCCAGUAUAGCACGUGGCGUCCAAAGUUCCCGACUCCUGCCCUGGUCGCCUCUGCUGCUCUUUCUCUGCAGGGUGCCCUCAGUCCAGAACCUGUCAGACACCCCCUUGUCUUGGCAAAGUUGUCUUGGCACAGGGACUUGGGAUUCACUCUGUUGACACCGGAGAUGAACGCAGAUCUUGCCCAGACUGCCCAAGGUUGUGCAGAUGUCUCCCAAGGCCCCUUCCUGCUUCCUCCUUGUUUCAACCAAAGCCAGACGUCUCCCUCUCAGUUCUUCUGGCUCUAGGAACCUAAGCCCCCCGCCCCCCACCCCCAAGGCCAUGUGUAGACAUCAUACCCAAACUGAACUCAACAGCGCCCCUAGAGUCUGUGCCCAGAACCUUCCUAACAGGCCCUCCUCAGGAUGCACAGCCCUGGGUGGGGGGAGCCAUCCUCAGUGGCCCCCUGUGUCCCGCCCACUCAGGGACUGGCUGGUUUUGUCCCCAGCUUCUUCUCGGCCCCCAGCCUCUGCCCACCUGCUCCCAUGGGAGCAUCAGCCCAAGGACUCCACCCUGCCAUCACUACGGUUGGGGGAGGGGGCAGAGCCCGAACUGUGACAUCAGCCCUAGGAUCACAUCCCGGCUCUGCCUUCUGCUUAUGACCUGCUCUGAGCCUCCGUUCCCAGUGAACGCGUUCAUUCACUCACGAAACAAAUCUUGAGAGCCUACUGUGUGCUAGGGGUCCAGGGUGCAGCGGUGAGAAGUACAGAAAUUCUUCCCUCCUCUGGAGGUCACAGCUUGGUCUCUGAAGCACGAGACAUGCAAAUAAUCAUGAUAGGGGACGGGGCUAUAAUGUUGGGGCCCAAGCUGGGCUCUGACGUGACUGCACAUAGAACCCUCUACCAAUUUCCCCGCUCUCAAGCAUGAUAUUAUAAAAACACAGCGACAAGCUGGGGGCUAGAGAAUUCUG
Messenger RNA from Mustela erminea (ermine), 1679 nucleotides. RefSeq lists its product as uncharacterized. Lineage: Eukaryota; Metazoa; Chordata; Mammalia; Carnivora; Mustelidae. The record is from RefSeq and is a predicted model, not a curated record. The coding region runs from base 1 to 1017 and encodes 338 amino acids. The transcript is spliced from 5 exons.